Messenger RNA from Cyanidioschyzon merolae strain 10D, 2481 nucleotides. RefSeq lists its product as hypothetical. Bases 1 to 2481 code for a protein of 826 amino acids. The record is from RefSeq and is a predicted model, not a curated record. The transcript has a single exon. Lineage: Eukaryota; Rhodophyta; Bangiophyceae; Cyanidiales; Cyanidiaceae. Gene Ontology annotation, cellular component: trans-Golgi network. Gene Ontology annotation, biological process: retrograde transport, endosome to Golgi.
AUGACCACUCUGGACACUGUGCUGGGCGGGCAGUGGGAGCCUCUCGAGAAGACCUUGAGCCGCCUGGAGACAGCGAUACAGCGCGCUGCAAGCCUGGACUGGCAGCAGGUGCGGUCUGAACUAGCCAGCGCUGUUGCCCGAGCAGGCGAGCAAUCUAUUCCAGAUGCACUGCGUUUACGGGUAUGGAGGUUGGCUCUCGAGUGGCCGCAGUCGCACGGCACGGCGCUGGUGCAGCCGGCAGAAGAUCUGACACACGAGGCGUCUGCUGCAGAAACGCCUGCUGCGACUCUCAUUGAAGCACAAGAGAGCAUAGAGGAGCGUUUCGCUCCCAGCGAUGUCAACACAUUGUCCAUCGCACUUUUAGGUGAGACGGCUGGCAACGGGGCUGAUCUCAUAGACUCGCCGACAGAUGCCCACCGCUUCGAUACUUUGUGGACAGAUACGGUAGUUGCCGGCGAGUCCAGACCUAAGGCUUCAGAGACGCCAGCCACUCGAAAAAACGAUGCACCUUACGCAGCGGUGGACGAGUCGGAGAGCACUGCGCGCGGAGCAAGCUCCGACACCGCACGUGAAGCGGCCCCAGGUAAAGGUCCAGUGUCAGCAGGCAUGCCGAGCACCCUCGAGAACGACGUCUACGAUGUGCUCGAGCAGGACGUGCUGCGAACGCGUCGCGGUACGACAGUGUUCGAGCGUGCUGCCGCGAGAACGCUUCUGACGCAAUGGUUGUGCACUUUUUGCGAAACACACGGCGUGCCAUACAUGCAAGGCAUGAAUGAGGUAGCUGCGGUUUUCGUAUAUCUGCAUGAAACGCAGCAUUCACCUGUCGCUGACUGCACGUGCUACGCGCUGUAUGAGCGCUUCGAGGAAAGGUUUGUGCCGCUCACCGCCGACCUGGGACCUGACCCGUUCCGCUGCCUCAAGCUGGCCUUCGAACUGCUAACAGCCCUGCUCUGGUUCCACGAUCCCGAGCUGGCUGUGCGAUUAGAGCGGUACCAGCUUACGCCGGACAUGUUCUCCACAUCUUGGCUUGUAACCGUUUUCGCACGCAACCUAUCGCUUGAUGCAGUUUUGGCGCUUUGGGACGCGCUGGUGCUGGCCGGUGACCCUCUAUUAACGAUUUUUGUGGCACUUGUGUGCCUAGAGUCCAAUCGACAAAGCCUGCUGAUGGCGAGCGAGGCGUCGCUGCCGGAGCAGUUGCUAUCCAUUCCCCUGCAGAGUCGCCAGGACAUUGAGGCGGCCUGGCAAUGGGCCCGCAAACUCGAGAGUCGCACCCCUGCAGAGGCGCUCCGUCGAAGUCGCAAUGUCAUGUUCGGCCCGAGCCCAGUGCCCGCUGAGGGAACGGCAUUCCGAGAAGUCACCAUCGUGGUCGCAUUCGAGCCCCAUGAAGUGAUCGCGUCGCUCGAAAAGCCGUGCAAUGAUGGCACACGAGCGCCGCUGCCCGCUUUGCUGCUGGACUGCCGCCCGAGCGACGAGCGUCAGUAUGGUUACUUGCCGGAGGCGAUUCCGCUUGACCUUGAUGAGCUGCGUGAUGCUGUGGUGCACGGCUGGGAGCCAUGCCUUGAUCGCUUCCGCGAAGAUGUCUUUGCCCAGCGCAUCGUACAGCAUGUACUGGAACGUUUCGGUGCCAGUCAUGAUGGCAAAAUUUGGAUUUGCCUUGUGGGUUCAGGCCCUCCGACGUAUUUCGAUGUCGAUGAAAACGCAUUUGACGUUCUACCUCUGAAGAGAAUACUUGAGUACCAGGGCGUGCACUAUGUAGCAUCACUGCGUCACGGGUUUGCAGCCUGUGAGGCGCUGGCGAAGCGCGGAUCACUCGCCCUCGCGCACUAUGAUGCCGCUGCACUAGCCCAGGCGCGUCAAGCAAAGUGUGCACGCUUGGCGGGAGUACGUCCCCCGGGGCCGGUCGCUCCGCCGCAUGUGACAUCGCGUAUCGCUCCUCCGGGGUCGCAUCCUGAAGAGUGCCUCGAUCGGCAAGUAUCGCAGACACUCGGUAUGGUAUCGCUGCAAGCGAUCGACUCCACGUUGCUGGGCACGUCUGCACUGCACGGCUGGCUCGAUGGUACGCAACUGAUGUUGGCGAAGCAUACGCCCCUGGAUAUAGGAUCACCGGCACUUCUUCGGCGCUUGACGCUUUAUCCCUGUCUGAAGUUGCAGCGCAAAAGCGGCGUUUUCGUGAAUCGCUAUCUGGGGAUAACCAGAUGUCGCUUCUUCGUGCUUGCGCCUGAUCGAGCACGCAACACGCUCAUGUAUGUCAAGUCGAGUCGGCAUUUGUUGCUGCUGAAGCGUAUCCUCUUUCGGAAGGAAAGUCGUGAGCUCGUCAUUUUUGAGUUUCGCGCUCCAGAUUCGCAGCUUAUCGAUAAGCGUAUUACGUGCCAUCUGGCGGACGGGCUCAGCGACUGUGUUGAGUCUAUACGUAGGCGCCUGCGACAGCUGAGGCUCGAGUCACGACUCGGUUCGCGCGCUGCACGCGACACCGCCACAUGA